This is a messenger RNA of Vicugna pacos (alpaca), 2118 nucleotides long. The record is from RefSeq and is a predicted model, not a curated record. Lineage: Eukaryota; Metazoa; Chordata; Mammalia; Artiodactyla; Camelidae.
GCGCUGGCGGUAGCGCGGAUCAACCGGCUGGUGGAGGACAUCUCGGCCCUCCACACCUCGUCCGACGACAGCUUCAGCCUCAGCUCUGGGGACCCUGGACAGGAAGCUCCGAGAGAGGGGCGUGCACAAUCCUGCUCCCCUUGCCGGGGGCCGGAGGGUGGGCGGCGGGAGGCCGGCAGCCGAGCUCACCCGCUGCUGCGGCUCAAGGCGGCCCACGCCAGCCUCUCCAACGACAGUCUUAACAGCGGUAGCACUAGCGACGGGCAUGGUCCCCGCGAGCACUCGAGGCCCAGCCAGCUGGCGGCGCUGGUGGAGCACCGAGAGGGUCCCUUGUGUGGCCAGGAGCGGCCGAGCCGGCUUGACCUCCACCUGCCCGGCAGCCAGGCUGAGCCAGCAGCCCGGCACAGCGUGGCCACCGAUGCCCAAGUGCGCACCAUCAAGCUGUCACCCACCUACCAACACGUGCCAUUGCUUGAGGGCACUGCGCCCCUGGCAGCUGGGGCCCGGAAACAGGCCUGGCUGCCCACAGAGGGCCUGAGCAAGGUCCCUGAGAAGCUGGUAGCCGAAGCCACACCUCUCUGCCUGUCCCGCUGCAGCUCCCUGUCCUCACUGUCCUCGGCCGGCCACCCGGGCCACAGUGAGGCUGGGGACCUGGACGACAGUGAUUCGUCCCUGGAGGGGCUGGAGGAGGCCGGCCCCCGAAAGGCAGAGCUGGACGGGGUCUGGCGAGGGCCAGGGACUGCCUCGCUGCCUAUGGCCAUCCCGGUGCCCCGGCAGGGUCGUGGGCUCGGGGUGGAGGACGCCACACCCUCAAGCUCAUCUGAGAACUGUGUGCAGGAGACACCGCUGGUGCUGAGCCGCUGCAGCUCCGUCAGCUCGCUGGGCAGCUUUGAGAGCCCGUCCAUCGCCAGCUCCAUCCCCAGUGACCCGUGCAGCGGGCUGGGCAGUGGCACGGUCAGCCCCAGUGAGCUGCCCGACAGCCCCGGACAGACCAUGCCGCCAAGCCGCAGCAAGACGCCGCCACUGGCCCUGGCACCGCCAGGCGAGCGGGAGGCCACCCAGUUCAGCCUGCAGUGGGAGAGCUAUGUGAAACGCUUCCUGGACAUCGCCGACUGCCGGGAGCGCUGCCGGCUGCCGUCCGAGCUGGACGCGGGCAGCGUGCGCUUCACGGUGGAGAAGCCGGAUGAGAACUUCUCCUGCGCCUCCAGCCUCAGCGCGCUGGCCCUGCAUGACCCGCGGCGUCACCAGCCCCGAACUGCGCGACCAGAGGAGCAGCCGACAGAGGUGCACCAGGAGCGUAGCGAGGAGGCGGCGGGCUCAGACCAUGCCUCAGACCUGGACAGCGUCGAGUGGCGAGCCAUCCAGGAGGGCGCCAAUUCCAUCGUCACGUGGCUGCACCAGGCGGCCGCGGCAGCCACCCGCGAAGCCUCGUCCGAAUCUGACUCCAUCCUGUCCUUCACGUCGGGGCUGUCAGUGGGCUCCACCCUGCAGCCCACCCUGCACAGAAAGGGGCGACGCCCAAGGGCAGAAGGCCAAGCAAGCAGUGCUGUGCGGCCAGAAAAACAGGACGUGGCCUUGGCCCAGCGCAGCGGUGGCCCGGAGAAGCCACGUGGCGCUCAGAAGACUGCGUCCAGGGUGCCAGCCGUGCUCAGGGGACGGACGGUUAUCUAUGUGCCCAGCCCAGCAUCCCGAGCUCAGCACAAAGGCCCCGGCCCCCGCACUGUGCCAAGAAAGAUGGGAGCCCCAAGCCCCGUGCAGCCAGCAGCUCCAGCCAAAGCCCCCGGCCCCGGGCAGCAGCGGUCUCGGAGCCUGCACCGGCCUGGCAAGACCUCGGAGGUGGCGGCACUGAGCCCCCCUCAGAGGAGCGCCACGCCACCCGCUCGCCUCGCCAAGACCCCGUCAUCGAGCUCCUCUCAGACCUCCCCUGCCUCCCAGCCUCUGCCCAGGAGGUCGCCCCCAGCCACCCAGGCUGGGGGGCCCCUGCCCGGCCCUGGGGCCGCUCCAGUGCCCAAGACCCCCGCACGGGCCCUGCUGGCAAAGCAGCACAAGACACAGAAGUCGCCGGUGAGGAUCCCCUUCAUGCAGAGGCCUGCCGGGCGGGGGCCGCCACCCCUGGCC